This is a messenger RNA of [Candida] anglica, 1188 nucleotides long. The record is from the annotation of a GenBank genome assembly. Lineage: Eukaryota; Fungi; Ascomycota; Pichiomycetes; Serinales; Debaryomycetaceae.
AUGUCAGAGCUGGGUAAACGAUCUACAGAAGAAGCUCCUCUGGUGGAGCGCAAACGUGCGAGAUCCAACUCCGUAGUAGGGUCCGCACCUGUCCUUGAAAAGGAACCAACAAAGGAACUCACAAUUGUAGAAGAUUCAAAACCAACCUCGCAAGCCAAUGAAAUUGAAACUACACUGACGACGAAAACUGAGGUAGAUUUGACCCCUGGAGCUAGCUCAGAAGCUAAACCUGAAUCGGAAACCAAAACCCCAGAGGAUGUGACUCCGGAAGUUAAAGAAAAACCAAAGCAUACAUUUGGAGGAAAUCCAUUCCUUCAAAUUAAGAAGACUUCUGUAUCCCCUCCCGUAGCUGAUGGUAGCAAGCCUGUAUUUGGAACCGCUAGUUCAUUUGGUGGAAAUAAGGUGACUCCAAUAGGCAAGAAAGUAGAAGAGAAGGGCGCCGCUAGUGCUUCAAUUUCAUCUCCAACCACUACAACUACUGAAACAGCCAGCCCCAGUGGAUCUUCCACGGUUGGUGAAACAAGUAACGCGCCAGUGGAUGCUGUAACUACCACAUCCACUACUACCAAAGUUUCCACAUCUACAACUCCAUCAUUUGGUUCAUUUGGUUCAUUUGGUUCCAACUCUAAAUUUGGAAACGCGUUCCAAAAAUCUCUAAAGAAGAAAUCAUUUCUUGAUGAAGCAAGCGAACCUGAAGAUAAAGAUAAAGAUAAAGCUGAUGCCCCUGAAGCAGAAGCUGUACCUGAAAAGGAAUCAAUUAAGGCAUCCACUCCACAAUACAAGCAAGUGGAUCUUACGCCAGUAUCCCUCACCACUGGUGAAGAAAAUGAAAAAUCACAUUUCAAUGCCACAGCCAAGAUAUUUUCUCUUGAUCUUACCAAGAUGUCCGAAGGAUGGAAGGAACGUGGGGUUGGACCUCUCCAUCUUAACCAAUCACUCACAGACGCUCACCAAGUGAGGUUAGUGAUGAGAUCGCAAGGGCUUCUUCGAGUCGUUCUCAACAUGAAGAUUACUCGUGAUACAGUAGCCAUGAAGGGUCUUGAGGCAAGUUUAUCACCAGGUAAGUAUGUUCGUUUCAAUUCCAUAAGUGAAGACGGAGUUCCAAUGCAGUACCUUCUUAAGUUUGGCACCCAAGUCACUCGUGAUACCUUGUACGAUAAGAUUGAGGAGUUGAAAAAGGGAUUGUAG